AUGUCCAAUUUUAUUGGCUGGUUGAAACAAUCAUCUACAAACAAUUCAUCACAAGUAGUGGAUGAUCUCGCCCAAUUAGAAAACAAUUCCUCAUGUUCAACAACAGACAGCAAGAACAUGAAACAACAAACUGAAAAUAGUAAACAAACUGCUAAGAAAUUGCCAACAAUAACAACAAUUAAGGAUAUAUUUAUUGAUGAAAUUACUAUACAUAUAGCACGGUAUUUGCCAUUGCGAGAUUUGAAUGAAUUUUCACAAGUGGAUUCACAUUCUUUGAAAUUAUUAUUUAAUUUGGAAAAGAAUUUUGGAGGAAAUUCAUUGGAAGAAAAUGGCAUUGGACAAAUGGAUUAUGAUAAGGAUGAAGUAAUGGAGUUUGAAAGAGUUCAACAAUUGAUUUGGGCACCUCUGGUUCAAUAUUGUUUCCCUAAAUUUGGAAAGAAUCUAAAUGUUAAAAAUUGGAUGCAUGUACUGAGACGUAGAAUGAAACAUAUCAAAUUGCACGGGAAAAACUUUAUUAUUGACACUCCUGAAUUUGCAAAAACAGUAGAGCAACAAGUAUACAUUGAGAAUUGCGAAUUUAUUUACAAAUGUCCAUUGCAAUUCAAUCAGUUACCAUCCAUUUCUAAUGUCAGAUUUUGUAAUGUUUGUAACAAGAAUGUUUAUAUGGUUCAUGAUAUGGAAUCAUUUGAAAUGCACAUGAUACAAGGAGAUUGCAUUGCCUUUACUCCUAUCCCUCCGAUGCCAACUUCAAUUCCAAUGCCAAUUACAAGCAUUGCUGGUGGAAUGCGUCCUCCACAUUGGAUUUCAACUACUCCUCUUACAUCGGUUAGGGCUAGUCCAAACCCCACCAAAGAAUCAUCCAGAAAUGAAAUUAAAACACCUAAGAGUGACAAGUAG
This is a messenger RNA of Naegleria gruberi, 897 nucleotides long. RefSeq lists its product as uncharacterized. The record is from RefSeq and is a predicted model, not a curated record. Bases 1 to 897 code for a protein of 298 amino acids. Lineage: Eukaryota; Heterolobosea; Eutetramitea; Acrasida; Naegleriidae. The transcript has a single exon.